CAGCCGAGCGGAGCGGAGCCGGGUAGCGGCGGCGAGCGGUGCUCCGUGCCAUCCGCUGCCGGGCCGCGGCGGCCGCGCUCCGGGUCGCCAGCCGGAGUCGGCGAGAAGGAGGGAGGGAGGGAGAACGGACGCCCGCCGCCCAGCCGCGCUGCUGCCGGGCACCGCUUUCCGCGGAGGACUGCGCGGGAGAUCCGCGAGACGGAGGCUGUCCGCCGCCCCGACAUGGCGAUCGCAAGGCAAGUGCUUUGUCUCUCUGCUUUCCUCUCCCUGCCGCACGCUCGCUCCGAGCCCAUCCGCUACUCCGUAGCCGAGGAGGGGGAGAGCGGCUCCGUGGUAGCGAACGUGGCGGAGGACGCGGGGCUGGCCCCGGCGCAGCUCUCGGCUCGCCGCGCCCGCCUGGCCUCGGAGGACGGCCGGCAGCACUUUCGCUUAGACCGCGGCACCGGCCGCCUCGUCGUGGCCGAGAGGCUGGACCGGGAGCAGCUGUGCGGGCAGUCCGGGACGUGCACGCUCCCCUUCGAGCUCCUGCUGGCAAACCCCCUGCAGUUCUUUCGGGUCGAGGUGACCGUGGAGGACAUCAAUGACCAUUCGCCCGUUUUCCCCGAGCAACAGGUCACUUUUAAGAUCCCGGAAAGGAGUGACCCGGGCUCGCGUUUCCCGCUGGAGGGGGCUCAGGACCUGGAUAUUGGCAGCAACAGCAUCCAGGCUUACAGCAUCGCUCCCGAGAACGAGUACUUUAGUGUCUCCUUUGGGAGUCGGAGGAAUGGUGACAAAUAUGUGGAACUGGUCUUGGAAAAGCCGCUAGACAGAGAGGAGCAGGCGGAGAUGCACUUCAGUCUCAUUGCCAUGGAUGGAGGCACUCCACCCAGGAGCGGGACCACCCAAGUCCACAUUGUUGUUCUAGAUGUAAAUGACAACUCUCCGGUCUUCACACAGGAGCGGUAUGUUGGCCAGGUACUGGAAAAUGCUCCGGAGGGCUCUGUGGUUGUCAAGGUGGUGGCAUCCGAUCUGGAUGCGGGACCUAACGGGGCCAUCUCCUAUCAAUUCAGCCAAGCGGUGGGCCAGAGCCCCUCGGCAUUUAUCAUUGACCCUGUGGGCGGUGAAAUUAGACUCACAAAGCCUCUGGACUUUGAGGUGGCAGAGAAUCACGAGCUCAGCGUGCGGGCCACGGACGGCGGGGGCCUCUCGGCAAUCUGCAAGGUGUUGGUGGAGGUGGUGGAUGUGAAUGACAACGCGCCGGAGCUGGUGGUCAGUUCCUUCAGCAGCCCCCUCCCCGAGAGCGCAUCACCUGGGACGGUGGUCGCCCUCUUCACGGUCAGGGACCAGGAUGCUGGUGCCAACGGGAAGAUCACCUGUGCCCUGAAAGACCAGCUGUCGUUCUCCCUGCGACCAGCCUACAAGAAUUACUAUGAGCUGGUGACCGUGAGCGCGCUGGACCGGGAGGAGACGGCGCGGUACAUCCUCACUGUCACAGCAGCAGACGCGGGGUCACCUCCUCUCACGACCACCCAGACCUUCACGGUGGACAUCUCCGAUGUGAACGACAACGCGCCUGUCUUCAACCAAACUUCAUACACUAUGUACGUGCGUGAGAACAAUGUGCCCACAGCGCUUGUUGGAGCCGUCAGCGCCUCGGAUGCCGACGUGGGGCCCAAUGCCAAGGUGACCUAUUCCCUGGCCCCAGCGCACCCAGCAGAGCGGCCUCCCUGCUCCUGUAUCUCUGUGAACUCUGAGAACGGGCACGUGUUUGUGCUGCGGCCCCUGGACUACGAGCAUGUGAGGCAGAUUGAGGUCUCAGUGAGCGCCUCUGACGCGGGGUCGCCUCGCCUUAGCGCCAACGUGACCGUCCGCCUUGUCGUGGUGGACGAGAAUGACAAUGCGCCUCUGGUGCUGCACCCCGCCCAGGACAGCAGCCCACCGUCCAGCGAGCUGGUGCCCAUUUCGGCUGAGGCGGGGUACCUCGUCACCAAAGUGGUGGCUGUUGAUGCCGACUCGGGGCAGAACUCGUGGCUCUCGUACCACUUGCUGAAGGCCAGCGACCCCGGGCUGUUUGCGGUGGGUGCCCAAAGCGGGGAGGUGCGGCUGAGGAGGCCAGUGACGGAGAGGGACGCCGUGAAGCAGAAGCUCGUCAUCCUGGUGCGAGACAACGGGCGGCCACCGCUGUCAGCCACUGCGGCACUGAGCGCGCUCCUGCUCAGUGACUUCUCGGAGGUGCGCCUACCGCACAGCAGCCUGGCCACGGAGGACGAGGGCAGCUCCCUGACCACCUAUUUAAUCAUUUCAUUGGUCUUUGUCUCGGUCCUCUUCCUCGCGUCCACGGUCGCCUUCGUCGCUCAUAAGGUGUGCAAGAGAAAGGAGCUGCAGGGUGGGCAUGUGCUUUACGGCACCGGCAACUUGCAGAGCAGCCUGGCCGAGGCGGCCAAUGCGGGGACCCUGCCCCACGCCUAUUGCUACGAGGUCAGCCUCACAACAGGCUCGGGCAACAGCGAGUUCAAGUUCCUCAAGCCCAUCCUCCCCAGCCUGCCACCUCAGCACUGUGCCAGGGGCGGGGGCGCCGAUGAUGAACAGGAUUUGCCCCAGGGCCCUAUCACCAUGGAGGACGUGGCACCAGACAACCCAGGGACGCUCUCUGCCGAACCGUUCAACAGUCUUUCAUUUACCUACCUUCUCUCUGCAUUGGAGAGAGAUGGGUUUGAUGGAUGGACUAUUUGGCGGAUAAGGACUUGCCUGGAUGGUUGCCUCCAGAGAGUGGUGGUCAAUGGCUCUAUGCCCGGAUGGAGAUCAGUGAUGAGUGGUGUCCCUCGGUGCUCCGUCCGGGGACCAGUACUGUUUAGUAGCUUUGUCAGCGACACAGACAGUGGGAUCGAGUGCUCCCUCAGCACAUUUGCAGAUGGUGUCAGGCUGAGUGGUACGCCUGAGAGAGGGGAUGCCAUUGAGAAGGACCUGGACAAGCUUGAGAGGUGGGCCCAUGCAAAAUUCAUGAGGUUCAAGAAGGCCAAGUGCAAGAGAGCGAGUCCUGCUGAGGGUGCAGGCGAGACGGGCGCGCUGUACGCGCUGCGCUCCUUCGCCUACGAGGAGGUGCGCGAGGUGGGGCUGUGGGUGCGGGCGGAGGACGGCGGGGCGCCGGCGCUGAGCAGCAACGUGUCGGUGCGGCUCGUGAUCGUGGACGAGAACGACAACGCGCCGCAGGUGCUGUACCCGCCGCCGGCGCCGGCGCCGGGCGCGGGCUGGGCGGGCGUGGAGCUGGCGCCGCGCUCGGCCGAGCCCGGGGCGCUGGUGGCCAAGGUGGUGGCGGUGGACGCGGACGCGGGGCAGAACGCGUGGCUGUCGUACGAGCUGGCCAAGGCGCCGGAGCCGGGGCUGUUCCGCGUGGGGCUGCACAGCGGCGAGGUGCGCACGGCGCGGGCCCUGUCCGAGAGGGACGCGCCCCGGCAGAGCCUCGUCGUGCUGGUGCGAGAGCGCGGGCAGCCGCCGCGCUCCGCCACCGCCACCCUCGGCAUCGCCCCGGUGGACGGCUUCUCCGACGUAUUCCGGCAGCUCAACCACGCUCCUGCGGGGAGGCAAGGAGCGAGAACCGCUGUGCAGCUCGCGGCCGGCUGGCGAGAGGGAAGCCAACGCGGGGAGCUUGGUGGCUCCCGUUCCGCCGCCGGACGGGCCGGCCGGCAGGCGCGUGCACGCCCGAGCCUUGCCGAGACCCGCCUCCGUUCCCCGUCCUCAGGCUGGGAUUCCCGAGUCGUGGAUCGGGGCCGCGCCUCCGCCGCACGGCGCCGUGGGAACCGCCUCGUGCUUGUCUUGCCGCCGUGUUUCGCGAAGGGCACGGAUCGGCCUCCCGGGAGACAAGCGCGCCCGCCCGCCCGCGGGCUCUGGGCAGCGGGGGAAGACGCGGGGCAGCUGUGUGUGCGCACGGGUCCGUGUGCCGGUGCGAGCCGGCAGCGCGGGCAGCGGGCGGCGGCGGGCGCAGUCCCGCCGCGGGCCGCAGGGUGGUGCUCCCGGCCAAGGCGGCGCCGAGCGGCUGCGGGCGGGGAGGCGGCCGAGCCCGGCCCGGCCCGGCCCGGCCCUGCCCAGCACCGCCCAGCCGAGCCCAGCCCAGCCGAGCCCAGCCCAGCCGAGCGGAGCGGAGCCCAGCCGAGCGGAGCGGAGCCGGGUAGCGGCGGCGAGCGGUGCUCCGUGCCAUCCGCUGCCGGGCCGCGGCGGCCGCGCUCCGGGUCGCCAGCCGGAGUCGGCGAGAAGGAGGGAGGGAGGGAGAACGGACGCCCGCCGCCCAGCCGCGCUGCUGCCGGGCACCGCUUUCUGCGGAGGACUGCGCGGGAGAUCCGCGAGACGGAGGCUGUCCGCCGCCCCGACAUGGCGAUCGCAAGGCAAGUGCUUUGUCUCUCUGCUUUCCUCUCCCUGCCGCACGCUCGCUCCGAGCCCAUCCGCUACUCCGUAGCCGAGGAGGGGGAGAGCGGCUCCGUGGUAGCCAACGUGGCGGAGGACGCGGGGCUGGCCCCGGCGCAGCUCUCGGCUCGCCGCGCCCGCCUGGCCUCGGAGGACGGCCGGCAGCACUUUCGCUUAGACCGCGGCACCGGCCGCCUCGUCGUGGCCGAGAGGCUGGACCGGGAGCAGCUGUGCGGGCAGUCCGGGACGUGCACGCUCCCCUUCGAGCUCCUGCUGGCAAACCCCCUGCAGUUCUUUCGGGUCGAGGUGACCGUGGAGGACAUCAAUGACCAUUCGCCCGUUUUCCCCGAGCAACAGGUCACUUUUAAGAUCCCGGAAACUAGUAACCCAGGCUUGCGUUUCCCGCUGGAGGGGGCUCAGGACCUGGAUAUUGGCAGCAACAGCAUCCAGGCUUACAGCAUCGCUCCCGAGAACGAGUACUUUAGUGUCUCCUUUGGGAGUCGGAGUAAGGGCAAGAAGUACGUGGAACUGGUUUUGGAAAAGCCACUAGACAGAGAGGAGCAGCAGAUGCACUUCAGUCUCAUUGCCAUGGAUGGAGGCACUCCACCCAGGAGCGGGACCACCCAAGUCCACAUUGUCAUUCUGGAUGUAAAUGACAACUCUCCCAUCUUCACAGAAGAUGUGUACAUUGGCCAGGUAUUGGAAAAUGCUCCGGAGGGCUCUGUGGUUGUCAAGGUGGUGGCAUCCGAUCUGGAUGCGGGACCUAACGGGGCCAUCUCCUAUCAAUUCAGCCAAGCGGUGGGCCAGAGCCCCUCAGCAUUUGUCAUUGACCCUGUGAGCGGUGAAAUUAGACUCACAAAGCCUCUGGACUUUGAGGUGGCAGAGAAUCACGAGCUCAGCGUGCGGGCCACGGACGGCGGGGGCCUCUCAGCAAUCUGCAAGGUGUUGGUGGAGGUGGUGGAUGUGAAUGACAACGCGCCGGAGCUGGUGGUCAGUUCCUUCAGCAGCCCCCUCCCCGAGAGCGCAUCACCCGGGACGGUGGUCGCCCUCUUCACGGUCAGGGACCGGGAUGCUGGUGCCAACGGGAAGAUCACCUGUGCCCUGGAAGACCAGCUGUCGUUCUCCCUGCGACCAGCCUACAAGAAUUACUAUGAGCUGGUGACCGUGAGCGCGCUGGACCGGGAGGAGACGGCGCGGUACAUCCUCACUGUCACAGCAGCAGACGCGGGGUCACCUCCUCUCACGACCACCCAGACCUUCACGGUGGACAUCUCCGAUGUGAACGACAACGCGCCUGUCUUCAACCAGACUUCGUACACCAUGUACGUGCGUGAGAACAAUGUGCCCACGGCGUCUGUUGGAGCCGUCAGCGCCUCGGAUGCCGACGUGGGGCCCAAUGCCAAGGUGACCUAUUCCCUGGCCCCAGCGCACCCAGCAGAGCAGCCUCCCUGCUCCUGUAUCUCUGUGAACUCUGAGAACGGGCACGUGUUUGUGCUGCGGCCCCUGGACUACGAGCAUGUGAGGCAGAUCGAGGUCUCAGUGAGCGCCUCUGACGCGGGGUCGCCUCGCCUUAGCGCCAACGUGACCGUCCGCCUUGUCGUGGUGGACGAGAAUGACAAUGCGCCUCUGGUGCUGCACCCCGCCCAGGACAGCAGCCCACCGUCCAGCGAGCUGGUGCCCAUUUCGGCUGAGGCGGGGUACCUUGUCACCAAAGUGGUGGCUGUUGAUGCCGACUCGGGGCAGAACUCGUGGCUCUCAUACCACUUGCUGAAGGCCAGCGACCCCGGGCUGUUUGCGGUGGGUGCCCAAAGCGGGGAGGUGCGGCUGAGGAGGCCAGUGACGGAGAGGGACGCCGUGAAGCAGAAGCUCGUCAUCCUGGUGCGAGACAACGGGCGGCCACCGCUGUCAGCCACUGCGGCACUGAGCGCGCUCCUGCUCAGUGACUUCUCGGAGGUGCGCCUACCGCAGAGCAGCCUGGCCACGGAGGACGAGGGCAGCUCCCUGACCACCUAUUUACUCAUUUCAUUGGUCUUUGUCUCGGUCCUCUUCCUCGCGUCCACGGUCGCCUUCGUCGCUCAUAAGGUGUGCAAGAGAAAGGAGCUGAAGGGUGGGCACGUGCUUUACGGCACCGGCAACUUGCAGAGCAGCCUGGCCGAGGCGGCCAAUGCGGGGACCCUGCCCCACGCCUAUUGCUACGAGGUCAGCCUCACAACAGGCUCGGGCAACAGCGAGUUCAAGUUCCUCAAGCCCAUCCUCCCCAGCCUGCCACCUCAGCACUGUGCCAGGGGCAGGGGUGCUGACGAUGAACAGGAUUUGCCCCGGGGCCCUAUCACCAUGGAGGACGUGGCACCAGACAACCCAGGGACACUCUCUGCCGAACCAUUCAACAGUCUUUCCUUUACCUAGCGUGGAGUCAGCACAGCCAGAGGCUUCACGCCUCGUCACAGGAAGGGAUCCAGGCUACAGCUUGUGGCAACGCUUCCUGC
Messenger RNA from Grus americana (Whooping crane), 6863 nucleotides. RefSeq lists its product as uncharacterized. Gene Ontology annotation, biological process: homophilic cell-cell adhesion. Gene Ontology annotation, cellular component: plasma membrane. Gene Ontology annotation, molecular function: calcium ion binding. Lineage: Eukaryota; Metazoa; Chordata; Aves; Gruiformes; Gruidae. The record is from RefSeq and is a predicted model, not a curated record.